Molecule: messenger RNA, 1275 nt
Organism: Letharia columbiana
Lineage: Eukaryota; Fungi; Ascomycota; Lecanoromycetes; Lecanorales; Parmeliaceae
Exons: 1
Coding region: 1-1275 (424 amino acids)
Biological process (GO): dehydro-D-arabinono-1,4-lactone biosynthetic process
Cellular component (GO): cytosol
Molecular function (GO): D-arabinose 1-dehydrogenase [NAD(P)+] activity
Source: RefSeq, a predicted model, not a curated record
AUGCCUCAAACUUCGCCUCCCCUGUCGACCCUUCUUCCACCACUCAUCUGUGGAACAGCUACCUUCAAUGAUCAAUACAAUCCAGACCCUUAUGCACUGCCAACCACAGGCAUAGUCCACCGCGCCCUCUCCUUGGGAGUCCGCGCCUUCGACACCUCUCCCUAUUACGGCCCGGCUGAAGAAUUGCUUGGAAAAGCGCUCAACACCCCAUUUGUCCACGAGAACUUCCCCCGCCGCGACUACUUCCUCCUCACCAAAGUCGGGCGCAUCGCUGGCGCUGAAUUCGACUAUUCAGCCCCUUGGGUACGACGUAGCGUACAGAGAAGUCUUGAUAACCUACAUACCAAGUACCUUGAUGUGGUCUACUGCCACGACGUCGAGUUCGUCACUCCAGAGGAGGUCCUCACAGCGAUUACAGAACUCCGGAGGAUACGAGAUGAGACUGGCCGGAUAAAGUACGUGGGAAUAUCUGGCUACCCAGUGGCCACACUUUGUGACCUUGCCGAGAUAAUCCUUGAACGGACUGGCGAGCCUUUGGACGCAGUCAUGUCGUACGCCAAUUUUACCCUACAAAACACAAGGCUCAGCUCAGUCGCUCUUCCUAGGCUGAAGGCCGCAGGGGUCAGUGUAGUUCCAAAUGCCUCCGUUCUCGGUAUGGGGCUGCUGCGCCGUACAGGUGUACCCAUCGGCGCUCAGGGCGACUUCCAUCCGUCUCCUAGUGAGUUGCGGACAGUGAUACAGAAAGCUAGCGAUUGGUGUGACCAGCAAGAUAAUCGGAUCGAGAAAGUCGCUAUACGCUUCGCAUUAGAAGUCUGGAUGCGGGAAGGCGAGCCUGUCGGUUCGAAGGGCGAUCCAGCCUCUGGAAUAGCAUGGCGACGAGAGCAGGUUAAGCCGAAUGCUCCCAAGCUCGGAGUAAGUGUCAUGGGUGUCAGCAACGUGGACGAGCUGAACGAAACGAUGCGCGUCUGGAGAAGUAUACUUGACGGCCUCGAAGGAGGUGAACACACUGCCGUCGAGUCUGGCCGAGGCUCCAGAGAUCGGGUUUGGAGUCUGUCGAGGCAGAAGCAGGUUCAAGAAUUGGCUACUGGGAUACGAAAGGUCCUUGGAGAGUAUCUGGACUUUGCUUGGGCAAGUCCUCCACCAGACUUCAAAAGGCCAGGCCUGUCUUCGACAGUACUUGCACCUUUGCCAACUCCGGCGGCUUCGCCCGAUCAUUCUGCUUUAAAGCUUCCGCCGGGGGAGUCCAUGGAUGUAAGCUGCACCGACUUGAUCUAA